GUAGUAGAAACAAUUAAACAUCAUUGAAACAUGUGACGAAGGUGGCAUUGCUCCGAUGAACGCCUGACCUAGAAUUAGACGAAUAACGCAGGAACUAAAAAAAAAAAAACUAUAUAAAUUCACGUGGAAAUGUUUCGCAAUAGGAAGAAGAUACACUGCAAAUAGACAACCAUUGUUUACAAACAGCGCAAUAUACAAGGUCAGGAAGUGUAUCUGUGUUCCGUCAGAUCGAGGAUGCAGUGCCAAUGUUUUCGGAUCAGUGUUGGAAGAAUGGUACAACAGAACGGUGGCGCUUUCGUGUUCCGAGUGUUGAAUGAAAACAGUCUUCAGCAGUAGUUCAUUGAUUAUUGUUGGCUGGAAACGGCAUAAGAAAUAAAAAAUGGAGCAGUUCGAACAACUGCUGACAUGCGCAAUCUGCUUGGACCGCUACAGGAACCCCAAGCUGUUGCCAUGUCAGCACUCCUUCUGCAUGGAGCCCUGCAUGGACGGUCUUGUGGAUUACGUGAGGAGGCAGGUGAAGUGUCCAGAAUGCAGAGCCGAACACCGUAUUCCCUACCAAGGGGUACAGGGCUACCCCACCAACGUCACCCUCCAGAGGUUCCUGGAACUCCACAUAGAGAUCACGGGAGAGAUGCCAGAUCCGACCAGCGGACAGAUAAUGAAGCGGUGCGCGGUUUGCACUGAAAAGUCCUACUGCGUCCAUUGCUCCCAUUGUUCCAAAGAUGUGUGUCCGAUGUGCAAAGCGGCGCAUAUGGACAUCCUGCGUAGAGAGAUAGCUAGGAUAAACAAUCAGGUCCGGAGAGCACUCCACCGACUAGAAGACAUGUUCGCCCUGGUGGAGAAGAACAUGGCCGCACUCCAGCACAACUGCAAUUCAGUGACUGAAGAAGUGGACGAGAUCUACAGAAGACUGAUCAAAGCGGCCAAGGACAGGACAGACUUCCUCAAGACUGAGAUAGACCGCUACCUCGGGGUCGAGAUUAAGAAUUUAACGACGUUGAAGGACAACCUUCAACAGGAGAUAUCCAACAUCCAGUCCAACUGCGACCUGGCUGACCGCCACAUGGGAACAGAGGACGUGGAAUGGGAGGAUGUGGAACUCCUGGAUACUAAGGACAUCUUCUUGAAGACGGUGGACUUCAUCCGCAACUUCGAAGCGGAGAUGGGAGACUACACUCGAAGAGUCCGGUUCACGAUGGCCACAGACCCUAAUCAGCUGGUGCUCCACGUGAGCACUUACGGUGACCUGAACAUAGCGAUGCCUCACCAGCUGACCGGACAGCAGCAGCUUGCCCCAGGUCCUGGUCUGAUGAGGUCCAAGAGUGACCAUCGCCUAGCUGCCCAGUACAGGCAGCCUGACGAGAGGUAUGGUGAAGACAGCGGGAGGGUGUCGCCGCUGGCCGGAAGGAAGUUUGGGCAGAGGUACCAGCGAAGAGACAGGGACUACGAUUACGAAGACGAACCCAGACCUCAGAGGAGCAGAACCAGGUCAAGGUUCCUGCACGGAGGAGAGAACACGGACUCAGACAACGACACCAGCGGUCCGAGGGUACGGUUCGGAGCGGACCAGCCCAAGGACCAGCGUCCCACCGCACUGGAUACCGAGGCUCUCUCCAAGGGACCUCUGUCGGGGAUCAGCCGGCUCUACGACUGCCCCCAGGUCAUCGCCAGGAUCACGGAGGUCAAGAAGCCGAAGCCUGUCGAGGAGCCGCAGCCGCAGGUGCAGCAGCCCAAGCCGCAGCCCAAGAGGACGCCUUCUUUGGCGCAGCGACAGGUGAGCGAGGAGGACGAGAUCACCAAGAUCAAGCGGCAGAUGAAGAACGCACCUGGCGAGCGCGGCACCCCGGAUCGUCCUGGUCAGGAGCGAGUCAGCGCCCUCCGGAGGGAGGAGGUCCACUCCCCGCCCUCGUCGGCUCCGGAGUCGCCCCCGCCCCAAUCACCCUCAGCUCAGGGCGGCUCGAGCAGCGAGUCCAGCGACGAGUCGAGCCAGCAACAGUCACCUGCGGCUGGGUCCAGGAAGACUUCAGUGACGAGGCAGCCGCAGCAACUCAGCAGGAGGUCCUCAACUGCCAGCGACACUCCUUCCACAGGUGGGGAGAGUGCCCGAAAGGUGUCCACGACUGGAGCUGCCUUCACGACGGAGCAGCUCAAGCAGAAGUUCCAGAACAAGAUAGAACCGAAGAUAGAAGUCCCAGCGCCCAAGCCGUUCGUCAGCAGGUUCCUAAGAGGAGGAGUAGGUAGACCACUAACCACCACAACCACCCCAGCCCCAGUGAGUGCUACGAAGGAGGAAGAAGAGGAGGAAAGCAGUUCCAGUGAAGAGACAGACUCCAGUGAAGAGUCCAGCGAAGAACAGGCAGUGGCAACUGGAGAUAAGAGUGACAUCGGACCACUAUUGGCGAGGUCUGCACAGGCUCGCAAGUCCAGCAGGGAUGAGACUUACUCUCCCACACGUUCCCCUACCACUCGAACCCCCACUAGCUACCAACAGGACACACCAACAGCUGCUGCUCCCUGGCGGACCAGAACUGCUGCUAAUAACACAAGCACAGAGGACGAAGCUCCUGCAUCCACAAGGUACGGCAGUACCAGUUCUGGUUUCACCAGUAGGUUUCUCAACAAGUCCAAAUCCGCAGCUGCUGUCUCUCCGGACGAAGAAGAUCCCGGCACGACCAGGAGAUUCGGCUCCAGCGCAUCUUCCACCAGCAACACGGCCUCUCAACCUGCUGGGUCCAAGUCCAGAUAUGCUGCCCUUAAGGAUCGGAAGGCUAGACUGGCCAGAUCGAAGAGCUCCCACAGCCUCGCGGACGACGACGACGACGAAGAGCCGAUGACACCCUCCGCCUACUUGGCCAGCAGGUACGGCCCUGGGACAUCACUCGCCAAGUCCAGAUCCAGCCACGCCAUUAAGUCGAGAGAGACAAGUCCAGAGCCAUCGGCUAGUUCAAGUAGCGGACUGGCGAGCAGCAGCAGCACAGCUCCAGGUGAGAAAGACGGUGCUGCACUCUCUUCCUGGGCCAGGUACCUCAAGAACAAGUAUGGCUCCCGCAACAAGGACACCAUGUCCUCCAACUCGAGGAGGCUCUCGUUAGGCCUCCCGCUCCGCUCAGAUCCCGAAGAGGAGACAAAAAACACACAAGGCUCCCCCACUUCACCGACUCAACACCCUCCAUUUCAUCAAGGUUUCGGAGUCGAUACAAGUACUAGAAGUAAGUACUUGAAUAAACGACGCCAGGUGUUCAGCCUGGGGAGUAGGGGGAGCGAGACAGGAUGCUUCACGUGGCCGCGAGGUGUCGCCACCGGUCCCGGGGACAUCAUAGCGGUUGCGGACUCUUCCAAUCACAGAGUCCAAGUGUUCGAUUCUAAUGGCAUAUUUCAGAAAGAGUUCGGAGGUUACGGCAACGGAGAAGGGGAAUUCGACUGCUUAGCGGGCGUUGCCGUCAACAGGAUAGGGCAAUUCAUCAUUGCAGACCGUUACAAUCAUAGGAUUCAGGUUAUGGAUCCGUCCGGCAGAUUCUUGCGAGCAUUCGGAUCACAAGGUACGGCAGACGGCAAGUUCAAUUACCCGUGGGGAGUGACGACAGACGCCCUUGGCUUCAUAUACGUAUGUGAUAAGGAGAACCACAGGGUACAGGUGUUCCAGUCCGACGGUACUUUCGUCGGUAAGUUCGGCAGCCACGGGCGGGGCGUAGGUCAACUUGAUCACCCCCACUACAUCGCCGUCUCCAACACCAACAGGGUGUUGGUUUCCGACUCCAACAACCACAGGGUCCAGGUGUUCGACGUCAAUGGGAGGCACAUCUCCACUAUCGGGUCAGAGGGCUGUGAAGACGGCCAGUUCAAGUUCCCAAGGGGAGUGGCAGUGGACGACCAGGGGUAUAUAGUGGUAGGGGACAGCGGGAACAAUCGGUUACAGAUCUUCAGCCCCGAAGGAGUAUUUCUGAGGGGGUUCGGCUCAUGGGGCUCCGGCGAGGGAGAGUUCAAGGGCCUCGAAGGAGUAGCAGUUACCUCGACCAACUGUAUCCUCGCGUGCGACCGAGAGAACCACCGUGUUCAAGUAUUUUAAGAGAUGCUCAAUCAAAGUUGGACAGGGUUACCGCACGAAAGAGCGAAAUGGAAGCCACGAUACCUCUCUAUCGGAGACAGUUCUCCGGCCCACUUUUCUUACCCUACUAGUCAACUCUUCUUCAUUUAGAUUUUAUAAAAAAAUCUUUUGAAGACUUUAAUAACUAAGUCGGUUAAUCACACUUGAAUAUGUGAUUAAAAUAUAGAAAUAUUUACCGAAGCGAUUGUACUAAAAUAUUAUCUGUGUACUUUACCUCCUUCGUCAUCCUCACUAAUUAACAACAAUUAACAAUAACUACACAUUGUUAAUACUACUCAUUAAUUAUGUUGACAAUAUUAUAAUUGAAUAGUGUAAUUGUAAUUAAUUGAAGUCAUUAGUUUACUUAGUUAAUAAAAACUAUUAAAAUUUGUUUAAAAAAAAUUGUGAGAAUAUUUAUACUAAUCAGUUUUAUAUGUUCUUCUGUGAAGUACAGUUUCUUGUUUAAAAUGAAUAAAAUUAAUAAUUAGAUGUGUUUGUUUUAUUUUACUUGUUUUAAUUUAUUGUUCUUACAUUUAAUACAUUAGAUAAUCAUUUUGUAACAUUAUUCACGGAAAAUAAAUAAAAAAUCUUUCAGAAUUUGGGUGUACAAUCUUCUUAUCUUAUAUUGAUAAGAAUUCUGAUUUAUAGAUAAUAUUAAUAAACAUUUAACAAUGUAAUAAACAUUUUUUGGUUCAAGGAUAAAAAUAGUGAGAGUAUGUAAUAAUUAUUUAGUUUGCCAACAUUUUGACCUAAGUUGUAUUGGUCAUAUGACCAUGCCUAAAAAUUAAAAACUACAAAAUUACCCCCAGAAAAAUGAUAAAUAUAAAAGUAUCUAAAUAAGAGAAGAAAAAUAUGAAACAUACACAUCAUAUAAGAGUAAUAAAUACAUUAUAAUAUGCUCAGAAAAUGUUUUUAUUAUAAAUAAAUGAAAAAGAUAAGUAUAUAAAAAGUAAAACUUAAUUAACCAUAUCAUUAGUAUAAACAAAAAAAUGCAAUGAAAAAAAUCUGGUGUGUCCACUCAUACGACUUUUCUACCUAUUUCAGAAAAGUUUUUCAAAAAAGAAACAAACAAAAAAUUGAAUUCGAUUUAUUUUCCUGAAAAUAGAUCAAAGAAAAGAUUUGAGUAUUAUUUAUUUGAUAAACUAAAGCAAUGUAAACCGGCUUAAAGUAGAUCAGUGUAAAAAUUUCAACACUCUAAUAUUGUUGAUCAAAAACUUUUUGUCAUAGCUUAAUUUUGUCAAACAAUAAUUUCUGUUAAAAGUAGAGGAAAUAGUGAAGCAUGUGUGAUGCGGGCAACAGAUUUUCAUACUUUCAUUUAGUCAUCUUUUUUCUCUCAUUUAUCCCUUUCUGACACCGGGAUAUAAACCCAUAAUUUUAUAUUGGAAAUUGAAUUGCUUUAACUUUGUUUAUAGUUGUCCUAAAUGAAGUUUUUAUAUAGUUUUGUAAGGAAUUUCAUCUCCUU
Molecule: messenger RNA, 5546 nt
Organism: Nezara viridula (southern green stink bug)
Lineage: Eukaryota; Metazoa; Arthropoda; Insecta; Hemiptera; Pentatomidae
Source: the annotation of a GenBank genome assembly